Pungitius pungitius (ninespine stickleback) is the source of this 6937-nucleotide messenger RNA. RefSeq lists its product as uncharacterized. Gene Ontology annotation, cellular component: extracellular matrix. NCBI's taxonomy places the organism in Eukaryota, Metazoa, Chordata, Actinopteri, Perciformes, Gasterosteidae. The transcript has 6 exons. Gene Ontology annotation, molecular function: protein binding. Bases 80 to 6253 code for a protein of 2057 amino acids. The record is from RefSeq and is a predicted model, not a curated record.
UCAGCUCUGUGUGGCAGCCCUUAAGAUAACAGCAGAAUCUAUACCAGUAACAUUAUUAUAAUAUCAAACAGACAAGCAGAUGGAGUCUCGCUUUAAAGGCACCUUGUGGACAACACUCGUCCUCGUCACACUGCCGCACCUCAGCGGCCACAUGCUCUGCCCUGCCAGCUGCCUCUGUGGAUCCGACGGGGCGGUCCAGUGCGCCGGCAACACCAUCGCAGAUGUACCCGAGCUGCUGCCUGUCAACGUAUACCUACUGAAGCUCAAUGCGACAAACAUCACCGUCAUAGAUGAGCAGAGCUUGGCAAACAAGACGCUCCUGUUGCGUUUCAGUCUGACCUCCAGCCGCCUCCACACUAUCCAUCCAGGAGCCUUCCACGUUGCUCCACAGCUCAAGUCUGUCAAGCUGUCAUGCAACCAUCUCUCCACCCUCCCCGCUGGAGUCUUCAGUCCGCUGAAAACUCUGGAGCAGCUGCAUGUCGAUUCGAACCAGUUGGAGACCAUAGCUCCAGAUAUGUUUGAAGGACUGGGAGGGUUAAUCGAUCUUGACCUAAGCAGCAACAGACUGAGCAGUCUUGCUUCAGGUCUUUUCGAUGGACUUACCAACCUCACCAAGCUGAAUCUUUGCAAGAACUCCAUUAAGAAGUUUCCACCAACCAUCUUCCAUAACUUAACUAAUCUUUGCAUGCUCGCAAUCUGUUUUAAUGAACUAGAGGUGCUAGAAGCUGGGAUUUUUGAUGAUCUUGUCAACCUCGAGGAGCUAAAAAUGUAUCGGAAUAAGAUAACCAGCCUCCCACGUCACGUGUUCUGGGCUCUGAGGAACUUGAAGACCUUGAGCCUGUCCUUCAACCGACUUCAGGCGAUCCCGGAAAAAAGCUUCUACAACAUGCCCAAGCUGAUCAAGCUUAACAUUUACAACAAUCCGCUAUUAUCUCUACCAAAGCAGCUAAUGGGUCACAUGCCGGACAUGACAGAGUUCUAUCUGAGCGCCACCAAACUCACCACUGUUCCUGGAAACCUGUUUGCCAACAUGUCUGGACUGAGGAAGCUUAAAUUAAAUUAUAAUACACAGCUAAGGGAGUUGCCCUCAGACCUCUUCUGCUGCAAUCCCAAGCUGCAGACGCUCACGUUGACAUCCAACGACCUGCGCUAUCUACAUCCUGAGCUGUUCUCCAGACUCACCAAACUGAUGCAGCUGCUUAUUGAUCGCAACGAGCUGCAGAGCCUGCCGGAUAACAUCUUUCAGGGCGCUGUGAGUUUGGAGGAGCUUAAGAUGGGGGGCAACCCCUGGAACUGCGUUUGUAGUACUAUCGGCAAAUGGAUGAAACAGAAUCGUCUUGUGGUCGUUGAUCGAGAUGAUGUGAUAUGUCACAGCCCAGCGCACCGAGUGAACCAAACGCUUCUCUCCCUUCCGGACGAGGAGAUCGACUUCUGUGACGGUAGAAUAUUCACAUCGGCACAUUCUUCUACCAUUCCAACCAGCGGACCGACAACAACCGCUGCAUCACCAACCACACAAACAUCUGGCCACAUUCGAGCAGCCCCUCGGGGAGUCACCAUCCCAACAAACGCUCCAACGACAAAACCCGCUGCUUUAACCACAACGGUCCGACCAACCAGUUUCCAAUUUCCCACCAUCACCCUGCCUGACAACGGGUUCCUUGACAUCCCCGAGACCCCCUCGUCUCCGUGCUCGGCGCCUGCUUUCUAUGACACGUUGGUGGUUGAACAAGGGCCCGAGUUUGUUCACCACAGCCGUUUAAAGGGCCGGGUGUACUUGUGGUUUCUGCCCUCGGAUGCGGCUUUGACCGGGUUCCUCCUGUUCUGUUACAUCCUUCUUCUGGCCACGGGCGUGAUCCUCAUUGUUGCUGCCAUGUUUUGCAUGUAUCUCCUCAACAAGACCAUGGAUCAGCUGAAGUCUGAGAUCGACCAUCCUCCAGGGUUAAUGGACCCGUCCCUGACACUUGGUGUUCUCCUACUUCUAUGUUCCAUCGACGCCGUUGUUUGGGCGUGUCCGAGUGGAUGCAAAUGUAAGGAAACCAAAAUCCUCUGCAGUGGCCUCUCAGACUUUCCCACAUCUGUGCCCUCCUCUACCACAGAUCUUUACUUCUCCAGUUGCAGUAUCCAUUUCUUGAAACCAGAGGACUUGAAUGAUUUUUCUAAUGCCCUUAGAAUCCUUCUGAUUAAAGACACUGUUUUGAGGGAAGUGCUCACUGGCACAUUUAAUUCCACUCCGGACAUAAAUACCAUAGGGUUUACUGCCACUGAGCUGGAAGAUCUCCCUGAGACCGUGUUCCAAAAUCUACAGAAGCUUGAGACUCUGAAUCUGAACGGCAACAAGCUCCUCGUACUCCGCCCUGAGUGGUUUUCCCAGUUGGCAGCACUAAAAAAACUCGACCUCAGCAAGAACCUUUUCAAUUCUGUACCUGUGGACACUUUUCACCCGCUCACUGAGCUGAAGCACCUUUUCCUUUCGAGAAACAACAUUAGUCAGCUGCCUAGAGAGACAUUCAAUGGGCUCUCCAAGCUGAACAUCCUACGGCUAAAUAAAAACCUGUUAGAGGAACUCCCCCACGGCAGUUUGGAUGACCUUGGCAACCUAGAGGAACUAUCCCUAAACGACAAUCUCAUCACUCAUCUCCACCAUGACCUGUUCUCCAAGACUCUGAAACUCCAGAAGCUGUUCCUCUCCCGAAACCGGCUCACGACUUUCCCGCAAGGGAUCUUCUUAAACCUGCCCCUUCUUUCCCAGAUCUCCCUGUACGAAAACCAGUUGGAGAGCCUGGGACCAGGAGUGUUUGGGCCCAUGGCCCUGCAAGAGUUGUGGCUGUAUGACAACAGGCUGAGACGCCUGGAGGAUGGCCCCUUCGGGAACCUGACUCAGCUGCGUCUGCUGGUGCUCAGUCGCAACCAGAUCAGCUCUGUGUCCACUGGGGCGUUUCGAGGGUUGGAGCAGCUGGGAGAGAUAUCCCUUCACACCAAUCUGCUCACGACAGUGCAACCUAGGCUUUUCCAAGGUUUGCCAAAUCUGGUUAACAUUUCCUUGGAGCACAACUCCAUCAGCUCCCUACCGUCAGGUUUUCUUCAAGGCCUGAGCAGCCUGGGACAGAUAGACCUGCACAAUAACUCCUUUCCCAACCUGAAUCAGGAGAGUCUGGAUGCCCUCGCUAUAGCUAAGGAAGUUCUCCUGCAGCAGAACCCCUGGAGGUGCGACAGGGACAUCUUGCCACUGAGAGACUGGCUGAAAAAGCACACAUCAAAGAUCAACCAAACUCUUGUGGUCUGUGAGACACCGCUCAGUCUGAACGGUGAGAUAAUUGUUCAACUGGCAGAUGAGACCUUCCUGCCUCUCAGCCCCACAGAGAACCCCGCGUUGACCUCCACAGAGACGAGGAGAUCACCCCACACUCCUCCAGCUAGACAAAGCACUUCCUCACCAGCGGUCAAGACCACCCCCACAUCGGAACACGAGGAGGUCACCAGCGGAGCCCAGGGAGAGAAGGGAAAAACUUCUAAUGACACUUUGAUCGCCCUCAUCGCCAUUGCUGUAGUGGCCACUGUUAUCAUCAGCACCGUCAUCAUCAGCUGUUUGUGCUGGAGGAGAACGAAGAGAGGCAAGAGGAACAUAGGCCGCCGAAGUAAGAACUCUGUGCUGUAUUGCAGAAUAAUGCUUUUUAGCUUGUUUGUGUCUCCUCACUGCUGUAAUUACCGGGUCCAUCCUGGGACACAGAAUACGUGCAUAAUCAUGUCAAGAGGAGAAAUCGUUGUUCUUUGUCUGUGUUUACUGCUCAAGUCUUCAUUGACUCAAAACACACCAUGUGAAAAGGAAACAGACUGCCCCAAAGAAAACCAGGACGUCUUCAGUUCAUCUACAACAGAAAUCCCACGCCGCCUGAGACCGGCUGUAACCGAAGUUUUCUUUGUGGGCAGCAAGAUUAAAACAAUCCCCAAAGCAGCGUUUGUUGAAAACCCGCAGCUUGAAAAGGUGGAGUUCAUGAACACCGACACAACCUCCAUUCAGCCGGGAGCUUUUGACGGUUUGUCAGACCUCAAGCAUAUUGAGAUCUCCAGCACUCCUCUAACGUUGAUCCCGGUGGGAGUGUUCAAAGACCUCCCCAACCUGGAGAGGAUCAUACUGAAGCUGAACAUGCUGCGCAGGCUGGAGAACGGCCUGUUUGACAGUCUCGUAACAGUAAGAGAGUUGCAGUUACAUGGCAACGAGAUCGAAUCGAUUGAAGGCGGGACUUUUGAUAGUCUAGAGAACCUGUUGGUGCUCCAUUUGGCUAAAAACAAUCUGUCUGCCGUGUCCACCGACUGGUUCUCAAAACUAAACAAACUGCAGACGCUGCGGCUUUAUGAGAAUCAGCUGACCGCUGUUCCCGAUGACCUUUUUCUGAAUUUGCCAAAUUUGAAGGAAAUUGGCCUGCAAGGAAACCAAAUAGCAGACUUGUCACCUAAUCUUUUCCCACAUAAAGACAAACUAAAUAAGCUGCUUUUGGAUAGUAAUCUUCUGACUCAUUUACCGGAGGGAUUCUUCAUCGGUUUCCCUGUGCUUAAAGUGCUGACUCUACAGAAGAAUCAACUGACAAGUCUACCACCUGUGCUUUUUGGAGAAAUGCCUAAAAUGACAGAAUUAAGUCUGAGUCAAAAUAAUCUCAGCGCUCUUCCUAAAGGAAUAUUCAGCCCUCUGAAGAAACUCAAGAAAUUAGAUCUGUCUAAGAAUCGCUUGGUCACCUUGGACCAAGAGCACUUUGAAGGUCCUGAGAAGCUCAUUGACCUCAAUCUACAGUACAACAGGAUACAUUCGCUAGAUGCAGAUGUGUUUGGAAAGCUACAAUCAGUGGUUACACUCAAGCUGGCUCACAACCACCUGCGGACGCUUCCUGAGGACAUUUUUGAGCCCUUAAAAAAGCUGAAAAAGCUUUUUCUCAAUGACAACCCGUGGCACUGUGACUGCAGUCUGAUACCUCUUCACCUCUGGAUGAAAGCCAACUCGGAGAAGAUCGUGUCUUCUGUUGUCUGUGAGUAUCCAGAAAGUCUAAAAGGGCAGGAAAUCAAAUCGUUAUCUGAGGAACUUUUGUAUUGCCCCACUCCUUCCCCAACAACGACUACAAGAACUACAGCGGCACUCCCAACAACCGAACCAACAACCACCACCGCCACUACCACUGCUACACCCACCACCACUACCACACCCACCACCACACUUCCAACCACUUUGCCAACAACCACCACCGCGUUGACAACAACUCCUCCCACAACCACCACAACAACUUUACCUGAAACCACAUUGAUCAUAACUACACCUUCAACGACAAUGCCUACAACCACUAUGACCACAACUACACCUUCAACGACAAUGCCCACAACCACUAUGACUACACCUUCAACAACAAUGCCCACAACAACUAGGACCACAACUCCACCUUCAACAACAAUGCCCACAACCACCAUGACCACAACUGCACCUUCAACAACAAUGCUCACAACCACUAUGACCACAACUCCACCUUCAACAACAAUGCCCACAACCACUAUGACAACAACUCCACCUUCAACGACAAUGCCCACAACCACUAUGACCACAACUCCACCUUCAACAACAAUGCCCACAACCACUAUGACCACAACUACACCUUCAACAACAAUUCCCACAACCACCAUGACCACAACUCCACCUACAACAACAAUGCUCACAACUACUAUAACUACACCUUCAACAACAAUGCCCACAACUACUAUGACCACAACUCCACCUUCAACAACAAUGCCCACAACCACUUUGACCACAACUCCACCUUCAACAACAAUGCUCACAACCACUAUAACUACACCUUCAACAACAAUGCCCACAACCACUUUGACCACAACUCCACCUUCAACAACAUCGCCCACAACCACCCCCCUCAUAAUUACCCAACCAACGACCACCCAAAAGACAAGUCCUCCUCCACAAACCACUGCGGAGAUCUUUACCUGUCCUUUGGGGCCAGUGACUCAGGCGCCAUCAGUCUCCUUCAUGUAUCAGUACAGGAAGAGUGUUGAGGGCUGUAAAUCUCAGAUGAUGAUCUACACUGCGCUGCUGCUGGUGAUGGUUGUUUGCACCCUGUUGCUGGCUAGGUUCACCCUGUCUCUUUACAGCCUGCUGCAGCGCAGGGAGAGGACAAACCACUGGGUCAAACUCACCCGUUUCUCCUUCAGGAGGGAGGUCACCUUCAGGCCUCUACAAGAGGCAGAGACUGUAGGACUUUAAACAGCACUUUGGAGAAAUCUUCUUUGGCAUUCAACUUGCCAAAGCAUCCAUAGGCAUGAAGUUGAAACCCAUAUGGAAAAAAGCUGCAGUGUUUUCCCUACCAUUUCAAAAGGGGCGCCUUCCCACCCUGAAAUGACCCACACUGUAAAAAAAAGGUUUUACAAAAUGUAAAAUAAUGUUCAAAUAACUUAAUUCAAAUGAAAUGCAAAAAAACAUACAUUUACAGUAAUUUGCCGUAACAACUUAACAGAGAAAUACAUUCAUUUUAUAGAUUUUUCCUCUAGUAUUAUGAUGAAACACCAACGGUUUUGCAGUAAAACACAAUUAUUUUACAGAUCUGUCCUGUAGUUGCCAGUCAACUACAGGACAAUAUACAGUAUAUGUAUAUAUACACACAAUACCGUCUAUUAAAGAAGUUUCAUUGUAAUACUACAGGACAAAAUCUAUAAAAUGAAUGUGUUUCUCUGUAAAAUUGUUAUAGAAAAUGUCUGUAAAUUUCUGGUUUUCUCACUUUAUUUGAAUUAAGUUGUUUUACCUUAAUUUUACAGUUAUUGUUUGGCAGUUGGACUGUUAAUUUACAGAUAAUAUCUUUGUUUUAACAGAGUUUGUACAUCAUUUUAAAAAACAGAAAAAUUACCCUAAAAAUAGGAGUGCAGGUGAUUAGGAAGGUUCUAUAUAUAUAUC